AUGGAGGUCUACAAGGACCCUGUGAUGCUGCCGUGCUGCCACAGCUUCUGUAAGGCCUGUCUGUACGACUGGUGGAGAGAGAAUGUGACUCGGCAGUGUCCAGUCUGUAGGAGGUGCUCCUCCAUGACAGAUCCUCCGUCUAAUCUGGUUCUUAAGAACCUGUGUGACACCUUCUCUCAGCAGCUGAACCGUCCCUCUCUGCCCGAGGCCAUCUGCCCACAUCACAAAGAGAAAGUACAGCUCUUCUGUUUGGAUCAUCAACAGCCCGUGUGUCUGGUCUGUCGAGAUUCCAGAGCACAUCACGAGCACAAGUUCAGACCCAUCAAUGAAAUGGCCCAGUACUACAGGGAGCAGCUGCAGAAGAGUCUGCUGCCCCUACAGGACAGACUGCGGAUAAGCAGUGAUGUGAUCCACCACUGGUAUCAGACCAGUGAGUACAUCAAACAGGAAGGUGACCGCACAGAGAAGCGCUUUCAGGAGGAAAUUAACAAAAUGAGAGACUUUCUGCAGAAGGAAGAGCAGGAGAGGGUCCAGGCUGUGAGGACUGAGGUGCAGCAGAAGGUCAGCCUGAUGGAGCAGCACGUCGCUGCUCUGUCUGAAGAGAUGGAGACUCUGUCAAACACCAUCAAACAAACACAGGAGGAGCUCAAAGCUAGUGAUGCUACAUUCCUCCAGACAUACAGCGGUGCAGUGAGACGAGUGCAGCAGGCCCCUUUAAAGGUUAUUCCACAAAUCGCCUCUGGAACUCUUGUGGAUGUGGCCAAACAUCUGGGCAACCUGAGCUUUAACAUCUGGAACCAGAUGAAGGAUCUGGUGUCCUACACUCCAGUGGUGCUGGAUCCAAACACUGCUAAUAGAUCCUUGUUUGUGUCGAACAAUGUUCGAAGAUGA
Messenger RNA from Knipowitschia caucasica, 891 nucleotides. NCBI's taxonomy places the organism in Eukaryota, Metazoa, Chordata, Actinopteri, Gobiiformes, Gobiidae. The record is from the annotation of a GenBank genome assembly.